CAAAUAUUGAAUCACAGCUAAAUGGAAACCAGAUGUGGCACUCAUCAAGUUUAUAUUUUUGAAUCAGGGAGAAGAUAAAGACAUUUGCAGUUGCAACUUGGAGGCUACAGCCACAUUGUUAGAUUAGGGCAUUUUUCAAUUUUAUCUGAUAUGUUCAGGUAAACCAAGGCUCCUUCUCAAAGAAACAGAAGUUUGAAAUUUUGAAUGACUGGAGUUGCUCAAUGGCCCAGUUCAACAAAAAUCAGCUCAUAGCAUGCAGAAGAAAUGGAACGACCACAAGUGAUUUUAACCAAACUGAAGUUGCUGAAUUUUUCCUCAUGGGAUUUUCGAAUUCCUGGGAUAUUCAGAUUGUACAUGCUGCUCUAUUCUUCCUAGUUUACCUGGCAGCUGUCAUAGGAAAUCUCCUAAUCAUCAUACUUACCACUCUGGAUGUUCACCUCCAAACCCCAAUGUAUUUCUUUUUGAGAAACUUGUCUUUCUUAGAUUUUUGUUACAUCUCUGUCACAAUUCCAAAAUCUAUUGUUAGUUCCUUGACUCAUGAUACUUCCAUUUCUUUCUUUGGGUGUGCUCUGCAAGCCUUCUUUUUCAUGGACUUGGCAACUACGGAGGUAGCCAUCCUUACAGUGAUGUCCUAUGACCGCUAUAUGGCCAUCUGCCGGCCUUUACAUUAUGAGGUCAUCAUAAACCAAGGUGUCUGUCUGAGGAUGAUGGCCAUGUCGUGGCUCAGUGGGGUGAUCUGUGGAUUCAUGCAUGUGAUAGCAACAUUCUCAUUACCAUUCUGUGGGCGCAAUAGAAUACGUCAAUUUUUCUGUAAUAUUCCACAGCUCCUAAGCCUCUUAGACCCCAAAGUAAUUACCAUUGAGAUUGGAGUCAUGGUUUUUGGUACAAGUCUUGUGAUAAUCUCCUUUGUUGUAAUUACUCUCUCCUACAUGUACAUUUUUUCUGUCAUCAUGAGGAUUCCUUCUAAGGAGGGUAGAUCAAAAACAUUUUCUACCUGCAUUCCACAUCUUGUGGUUGUAACACUCUUUAUGAUAUCUGGCAGCAUUGCCUAUGUGAAGCCAAUUUCAAAUUCUCCCCCCGUUCUGGAUGUUUUCCUGUCUGCGUUCUACACAGUCGUGCCCCCGACCCUGAACCCCGUCAUCUAUAGUCUGAGGAAUAGGGACAUGAAGGCAGCCCUGAGAAGGCAGUGUGGUCCCUGAGAAGGCAGUGUGGUAUGCUAGAUGAAGAAUUUGAUUACGGACCAGACUCUUGAACUCUUGCUCUAAUCAGGCAAUUUGUAAACUCUCUGGGUUUAUAUUUUCAAUUGAUUGCUGAGCUCUUUCUUGAUUUUUAAAUUAAAUUCAGCUAUAGUUUACCAUACUAACCAUAUUUGGGUGAAUUCAACCUUAGAAUGCACUAAAAGGUACUUCGGGGUGUUCAAAACAUUAGAACUUGUGCUUUUAUUCAUUUUUAUGAGUUGUAGAUCUCAAAAUUUUAUAAAUUAUAUUGUACUCAGUAAUACAACAUAUUAAUUAAUAUAAAAGUGAAUUACUAAUAUAAAUGAAUUACUACCGUAUGUGUAUAUUAAUUACAGCAGAACAAGAUCAUAUGGAUUAAAAACAACCAAAUGGAAAAUAAACAUAAGGUAACAGUGUGUGCUCAGAAUUUCUUCAGCAUUAUAAAGGAUGGUCAAAUAGGCUAGAGACCAGUGUUCUGGGAGCAUAUCUAUUGGGUGAGAUGAAAUAUAUGCAAUAAUAUCACAAACUAUAAAGGUUCACAUAUGUUUAUGGUGCUGUGUAUAGGAAGGUUCACAGAGGAGAAAUGUCAUUUUCAUUAAACACAAUAUUAUGUUAAGCUAACUAAAAUCUUCUUCCAUUUUUCCUCUGCAUAGGAAAGUAUGAACUGAAAGUUAUUAUGCAUUAUUCCCAGAGUGCUUUUAUGUGUAUUCUAUCUAUAUAAAUAUUCAUCUAUAAAAUGCAUAGCAUCAUUUUAUAAAUUAAUACUUAAACUAUAAUAUAAAUAGCAUCCUACCUUAGUUAUCCUUUUUAAAGUCCUUUAAAUUGUAUUUUUAGUUGACAAAUAAAAAUAAUUAUAUAUGCCUAUGGGGUAAAAGUGAUGUUUUAAUACAUGUUUGCAAUGUGGAAUGAUUAAAUCAGGCAAUGUAAUAUAUCACCUGAAACAUUUGUCAUUCAUUUGUGGUGACAUUGUUUAAAAUCCUCUUUUAACUGUUUUGAAACACACAAUACAUUGGUAUGAACUAGAUUAAUCUUGCUGUGCAAUAGAUCACCAGAGCUUAUCCUUCCUGUCUAACUGGAACUCUGUGCUCUCCGACCAACAUUUCCCCUUUACCAGUCUACCAUCACCCUUGCCUCCAUCUUCUGGUCAGCACCAUUCUACUCUGUAUUUUUAUGAGUUUGACUUUUUCAGAUUCCACAUAUAAGUGAGAUCCUGUGGUAUUUGUCUCUCUGUGACUGGCUUAUUUCACGUAACAUGAUGUCUUCUCUAGGUUCAUCCAUAUUGUCACCAAUGACAGAAUUUCAUGUUUUUUUUCAAGGCUGAAUAGUAUUCCAUUGUGUGUGUAUACUACAUUUUAAAAAUCCAUUUGUCCAUGGUGGACACUUAGAUUGAUUCCAUAUUUCGGCUAUUGUAAUGCCGCAAUGCACAUGGAAAUACAGACAUGCCUUUGACCUACUGAUUCCAGUUCUUUGGAUAGAUGCAAGCGUACCUCAUUGUAUUGCACUUCAUUUGCUGAAUUUCACAAAUAUUGCAUUUUUUAUAAAUCAAAGGUUUUUGGUAACUUUGCAUUGGGCAAGUCUAUUGGCACCAUUUUUCUGACAGCGUGUGCUCACUUCACGUCUGUGUGUCACCUUUUAGUGAUUCUCACAAUAUUUCAAACUUUUUCAUUAUUGUUAUGUCUGUUUUGGUGAUCUGUGAUCAGUGAUGUUCAAUGUUACUAUUGUAUUUGUUUCGGGGAGCCAUGAACUGUUCUCAUAUAAGAUGAUAAACUUAAUAAGUGUGUGUGUUCUGACU
Messenger RNA from Homo sapiens (human), 3009 nucleotides. It is a transcript of the gene OR14L1, whose product is annotated as olfactory receptor family 14 subfamily L member 1. Lineage: Eukaryota; Metazoa; Chordata; Mammalia; Primates; Hominidae. The coding region runs from base 222 to 1199 and encodes 325 amino acids. Gene Ontology annotation, biological process: detection of chemical stimulus involved in sensory perception of smell; G protein-coupled receptor signaling pathway. The record is from RefSeq and is marked validated. Gene Ontology annotation, molecular function: G protein-coupled receptor activity; olfactory receptor activity. Gene Ontology annotation, cellular component: plasma membrane; membrane. The transcript is spliced from 2 exons.